CCUUGCCGCGGCACGCCGUGGCCCGGGGAGGGCACCGCGCCCCGAGAAGGUCCGCCCUGGGCGGCUCCCGCGGGGGGCGCCUGCUCGGGGUGGGGCGUCGGCGCGGGUGGCGGGCCGUGGGCGCGCAGGGCCGCGGGAGACGCGCGCCGCGUUGCUGUAACUCGACACCGCGCGCCGGCCCCCGCGCCCGAGCGCUCCCCAUUCACCGCGCCGGGUGAUUGAGCGCGGCGGAGAAGGGCUCCGGGUGCCGCGGCGCCGCCGGCCGGGGAUUCCUUUACAAAGGCUCGGGAGGACCGCGCUGGGAGCGUCCUCCCGCGGGGGCGCGCUAGAAACUCUGAUUUUUUUUUUUUUUAAUUUCUCCUUUUUUUUUUUUUUCCUUCCCCUUGGGCUCCCGGGCUUGAGACACUCUCGGAUCCCAGCCCUGAGCCACUUGCCGACUUUGCUGAGCUCGUCCCCACCUCGGUACGUCUUCUUGGAUACUUACUAACUUGUAAAUCUGAAGAAUGGCAUUCCGGGCAAUAUCUGUGUUGGUUGGAGUAUUUGUUUGUUCCAUCUGUGUAAAAGGAUCCUCUCAGCCCCAAGCAAGAGUCUAUUUAACAUUUGAUGAGCUUCGAGAAACCAAGACCUCUGAAUACUUCAGCCUAUCCCACCAUCCUUUAGACUACAGGAUAUUAUUAAUGGAUGAAGAUCAGGACCGGAUAUAUGUGGGCAGUAAAGAUCACAUUCUUUCCUUGAAUAUUAACAAUAUAAGUCAAGAACCUCUGAGUGUUUUCUGGCCAGCAUCUACAAUCAAAGUUGAAGAGUGCAAAAUGGCUGGCAAAGACCCCACACAUGGCUGUGGGAAUUUUGUUCGUGUAAUUCAGACUUUCAACCGCACUCAUUUGUAUGUUUGUGGGAGUGGUGCUUUCAGCCCAGUAUGUACCUAUUUGAACAGAGGGAGGAGAUCAGAGGACCAAGUUUUCAUGAUUGACUCCAAGUGUGAAUCUGGAAAAGGACGCUGCUCUUUCAACCCCAAUGUGAACACUGUGUCUGUUAUGAUCAAUGAGGAGCUUUUCUCUGGAAUGUAUAUAGAUUUUAUGGGGACAGAUGCUGCUAUUUUCCGAAGUUUAACGAAGAGGAAUCCAGUCAGAACUGAUCAACACAAUUCCAAAUGGCUUAGUGAACCUAUGUUCGUGGAUGCACAUGUAAUUCCAGAUGGCACUGAUCCAAAUGACGCAAAGGUAUACUUCUUCUUCAAAGAGAAACUGACCGACAAUAACAGAAGCACAAAACAGAUUCAUUCCAUGAUUGCUAGAAUAUGUCCUAAUGACACUGGCGGACUGCGUAGCCUCGUUAACAAGUGGACAACCUUCUUAAAAGCAAGACUGGUAUGCUCGGUAACAGAUGAAGAUGGCCCGGAAACAUACUUUGACGAAUUAGAGGAUGUAUUUCUGCUGGAAACUGAUAAUCCAAGGACAACACUAGUAUAUGGUAUUUUUACAACAUCAAGCUCAGUUUUUAAAGGAUCAGCAGUAUGUGUGUAUCAUUUAUCUGAUAUACAGACUGUGUUCAAUGGGCCUUUUGCCCACAAAGAAGGACCCAAUCAUCAGCUUAUUUCCUAUCAGGGAAGAAUUCCAUAUCCUCGCCCUGGAACUUGCCCUGGAGGAGCAUUUACACCCAAUAUGCGAACCACCAAGGAGUUCCCAGAUGAUGUUGUCACCUUUAUUCGAAACCAUCCUCUCAUGUACAAUUCAAUUUACCCAAUCCACAGAAGACCCUUGAUUGUUCGUAUAGGCACCGACUACAAAUACACAAAGAUAGCUGUGGACAGAGUGAACGCUGCUGAUGGCAGAUAUCAUGUCCUGUUUCUAGGAACCGAUCGGGGUACAGUACAGAAGGUGGUGGUUCUUCCAACAAACAGCUCUGCCAGUGGUGAGCUCAUUCUGGAGGAGUUGGAGGUCUUCAAGAAUCAUGCUCCAAUAACAACGAUGAAAAUUUCAUCUAAAAAGCAACAGUUGUAUGUGAGCUCCAAUGAAGGGCUUUCCCAAGUGUCUCUGCAUCGCUGUCACAUCUACGGUACGGCCUGUGCUGACUGCUGUUUGGCAAGAGACCCAUACUGCGCCUGGGACGGCCAUUCUUGCUCUAGGUUCUACCCAACUGGGAAGCGGAGGAGCCGAAGACAAGAUGUGAGACAUGGCAAUCCGCUGACACAGUGCAGAGGAUUUAAUCUAAAAGCAUAUAGAAAUGCCGCUGAAAUUGUUCAGUAUGGAGUAAAAAAUAACACCACUUUCCUUGAGUGCGCCCCCAAGUCUCCACAGGCAUCUAUCAAGUGGCUGUUACAGAAAGACAAAGACAGAAGGAAAGAGGUCAAACUGAACGAAAGAAUCAUAGCCACUUCACAAGGACUCCUGAUCCGCUCCAUUCAGGAUUCUGACCAAGGACUGUAUCACUGCAUUGCAACAGAAAACAGCUUCAAGCAGACCAUAGCCAAGAUCAACUUCAAAGUUCUAGAUUCUGAGAUGGUGGCUGUUGUGACAGAUAAAUGGUCCCCAUGGACCUGGGCCAGUUCUGUAAGGGCUUUACCCUUCCACCCAAAGGACAUCAUGGGGGCAUUCAGCCACUCAGAAAUGCAGAUGAUUAAUCAGUACUGCAAAGACACACGGCAGCACCAUCCACAGGGAGAAGAAUCACAGAAGAUGAGAGGGGACUAUGGCAAGUUAAAGGCUCUCAUCAACAGUCGGAAAAGUCGAAAUAGGAGGAAUCAGUUGCCGGAGUCAUAAUUUUUCUUAGAUGAAGUUUAUGCUUCCUGUAGCAAAUGGCCUGUCUUCAGUGAUCAAAUUUUAAGCAAAGAAUCUUACACUUUAUCCAUGAGAAAUUCCAGAGAAAGGCAAUUACUCUCAAUGUGAAUGUUACAUGAACUGAAAUGAGCAUGCAUUUUCUUGUAUGAUAUUGACUAGCACUAGACCUGCCAUAGUCUUCAUGGUGCUUAUUAGUAUUUAACUUAACUCCAGAUUUUAUUUAUGUCUUUAUUUACCUAGUCUUCAAAAUCAAUAUGGCGGCUAUAAAAUGAGAAUUCUUACAUCCCUUAGCUGAACAAGGGCCACAAACCUGUGAUCUGCCUAUCUAGGGGUUCAAUUUCUUACAGUCAGUGAUUUUAUGUGUGAAAGUAAAAUGCCAGUUUUAUAAAUGACACGAAAGCUGUAUAAAUGCAUGUGACAGAGUAGCAGUCAAAAGAUGUAGACCUGGUAAGAAACAAGGAAGAAGGUACCUAAAUGUUGAGUAAGACAAUUUUAUUUCUUGAAGAGAAAUGAGCUGAUAUACUUUCAGUGAAAUAUAUUAUUGACUUUUAAGAUUCUAAGUUACUGAUAUCUAUCACUGUUCUUCCCUUAUUUCAGGAAAGUGAACUAUAUAACCCUCACCAUAGACAUCUUAGAUUGGCACUAUAUCAUGGAAGCCUUUAACUUCUUAUUCUUGUGUUUUCAUCAUCCAUACCAAAAUACUUUCAUUUUUGAAAUUAUUUAAUUUAUUCUAGAUUCAGGGAAUAUAUUCUUGCAAUGUUUAUUGAUUGCUGUGUUUUUCUCAUGUUCUAAUCAAUAUGGCAAGAUAUACAGUAUAAGAAAAAAAUAUUGUUGUCAGUUACUAAUAAAAAAAUAGUUUAACCUAACCAUAAGUAAAAGAACAUUUUUGUAUUAUCAAACUUGUAUAUGAAGGGUGAAACCACCGAAGUGUAAAAAAUACUAAUGAUCCAUAAGAAAAUGUAUUAUUAUUAAGAGAAGUUUAUAAAAAUUGUGGUUGCUAUCUAAUUCCAAUAAUAAAUUUCAGUUAUUAAGUCACAGCUUUUUUAGAAAAUCAACCUCAGAUAGCAUAUUCAUUCUUAAGUCACCAUUCAUUUUUUAAUGACCUUUGUGUGUACUGAAGUGGUACUCAUUUUCACUAGAGAAAUGAAAAAUUAUCUAACAUAAAAGCAAAUAGAUGUGCUUUCUUUUAAAAGAACGUUGCUGCACUAGCUCACUGCUAUAUAAAUACAAAUGUAGUAAGUUUAGAAUAUAAAAAAUCAUGUUCUAAUUAUUCUGUGGAUAAUUUAAUUUGAAUAAUUUAAUACUAAGAAUUUUUUUUACUCCAACUAACAUUUAAGUGAUGGAAAUAAGAAAAAAAACCACACUAUCAUUUUUAAACAAAGUAUUUGCUCUUUAUUUUGUUUUUUAAACACUUUUGUGCUUCCAGGUAUAAACAGAAAUUAUGUGAUAUAAUUAAUAAUUUAAAAUUAUUUCCAAUUAGCAAUACAUGGAUGUGUUCAAGUAUUGUUGAAUGUAUUGUUGAAUUUUAAAUUAAUAAAUUAAAAUUAUUUCCAAUUAUCAAUACAUGGGUGUAUUCAAGUAUUGUUGAAUAUAUCACCAUUUUUAAGCACUGCCAUAUAAAACUUCAGUGUAAAACUUUAAGGACUAAAUAAGUACCAAAAUCAUUGUGAAAAUCAGUUUAAUUGAUAAAAAUCUAAGCAUAUGAUUUAUUAUCUAAGUAAUGGUAGAUUAUGAUAUAUGAAAGGAAGCUUCAAAAGACAAAAGAGUAAUCAAAAUAUACAAAAUAAGUAAAGUACAUUUUUAGAAAAGCUGUUUUUAAAGGCUAUUAUUUUAAAUACAUUUGAUUCCAAAAUAAUCUUUGAAACAGUUUAUUGUAUAAAUGGUGUACUUAUUUAAAAGGUGAAAUUAAACUUCUCUUUUCUAUCCUAGAUGAAAAGUAGAAAUAUGUAUCAAUAUUAAAUUCAGAUCACCUUCUGUGUUUAUGGCCAAUUUAUCCUAUGUACAGAGUUGAAGAAAAAUUAUCUUAAAGUCAUAAUUUAGGGUGCCCCUUGCUUCAUGUAAAUUAAGACUGUUAGACAAUAAGGGUGUUUGGCUGUGAAAUAUCUUUUGUGCCUGAAUUUAAUAUCUUCUACUCUUAACAUUAUUAUAUUGUAUAUACUUUUAUUACUUUUCUCCUAAAUGUGUAGAAAUCUUGAACAUUACUGCCAAAUACAAAGAAAAUUUUCUUUAAAACAAUGUCAACAUAUACUGAAAGUUGGUGGUUGGUUUUAUUUUGUGUAGUUUGACUAUUUGGGUCACUUAAUGUAUUAAUUUCUUUUGUAUUGUAUAUAAAAUUCUCUAGAAAUGCACUUUUUGUUCAAAGUGUUGGUUUGUGAAUAGAUUUUUAGCAUGAUGAAGCUGUCAUUACAGUGAAUGUUCACUCCAUGUAAGAAAAAAACUAAAUGUAGUUAGCAAAGUAAUAUUUAAUUGGAUAUUGAAGGAAUCAUUUGCCUGUCAAAAUAAAACAUGUUGAUUUCUUCA
Sorex araneus (European shrew) is the source of this 5297-nucleotide messenger RNA. It is a transcript of the gene SEMA3C, whose product is annotated as semaphorin 3C. The record is from RefSeq and is a predicted model, not a curated record. Lineage: Eukaryota; Metazoa; Chordata; Mammalia; Eulipotyphla; Soricidae. Gene Ontology annotation, biological process: negative chemotaxis; axon guidance; negative regulation of axon extension involved in axon guidance. Gene Ontology annotation, molecular function: chemorepellent activity; semaphorin receptor binding. The transcript is spliced from 18 exons. The coding region runs from base 504 to 2759 and encodes 751 amino acids.